Molecule: messenger RNA, 1998 nt
Organism: Xiphophorus maculatus (southern platyfish)
Lineage: Eukaryota; Metazoa; Chordata; Actinopteri; Cyprinodontiformes; Poeciliidae
Product: glutamate-rich protein 3-like
Exons: 8
Coding region: 1-1998 (665 amino acids)
Molecular function (GO): protein binding
Source: RefSeq, a predicted model, not a curated record
AUGACCUACUUAGGACCAAGUCAGCGACGGUCACUCUCAAAGUCCACCAAGGAUGAACUGAAGGUGCUUCAGCAAGUCAAUGGAGGAGAAAACCUCUGUGUCUUUAAGGGCUUUGUUAGUGCAGGAGAGCAGUUUGAGUUUGUGUCUCAGAGGCACAGAGGUUUCCCCUUCAGCGCCAGCUUGUAUGUCAACGGCAUCAUGGUGGCUCGGAUCAGCUCCUGCUGUGAGUACCGCUACGCUCCCGGCUUUCAGCAGGGCAGGAAAAGCUACUUCAGACUGAGCUGGCUGGCUGGUGGGACCCCCUGCUACAGAUGCACUAGUCUCCGCAACAAAUACAGCUCCUGCCAACAGCUGAACAACGGCACAAAGGAAAACUUAAUUCUCCCUCUCGAGCAGAACACUGGCAAUGGCACCAUCGAGUCGUGUCCAUCAUCCCCUCUUUUUAUCCCAGCCAAACCUGAGAAGAUAUCAGUGAGGAGAACUAGAAAACACGUUAAGGAACGCAGCGGAGGAUCCACUGACAGUGAAGAGGCUGUUGUUUCUGGGAUAAAAGAAAAAUUCAGGAGGAAAAAACGCAAGGGUCAAACCGAUCAGAAAGAGAGCAAAGGAAAGACAGGUGGGAAAAGCAGAGGGGAAGAUGAGCAAGACGGCAAGGGCUCAGAGAGAUCAACAGUGCCUGAACAAUCUGAGGAGCAGAGAGGACAGAAACCCAACCACUCAAAAACAAGGGGGAAAGCCACUAAGCCGCAGACAGAACAGAUGCCAUCAAACAAGACAAGUAAAACCGUUGAUUCAUUGCAGGAUGAGGAGGGACUGACUAAGCAGAACAGAAAGGAGCAGAGAGACCUUAAAUCAGAUGGGAAAACCAGCGAUGGGGGUAGACUGAAGGACUUCUACAAAGAAUGUGUGGAAAUGAGUGUUGAGUUGAACCAGAGCCCAAACAAACACUGGUUCAAGGCAAACAUCCUAGAGAGGUGCCGGCUCCAGAAGAGGAUGUCGUCAUCAUGCCCCAAAGCUCAAAACUCCGAUGUGGAGCUGAGUGCAGAAAGUGACACAGUACUGCAGCCUGAUGGAGAGCCAGCAGAGGAGGAGGUGGACACUGCAGGCCAGGAUGCUGCCAAAGAGGAGCCUGUACAAGAACAAGACCUGCAGGCACAGCUUGAUGCCAUGAUGACGGUGUUGAGCACAUCUGAUGAGGUUGAGCAGCUGGUUCUGAGGAACACCGAACUGACAGAUGACCUUUUGUUCAGUCUCGCGGGGGUUCUGAAGAACAGUGCGUCUGAAGUCACGUUGCUCAAUCUCAACCUGAACCUCAUCGGCCCCUACGGCGCUCACAUCCUGCUGGACGUCCUGAGAGUAAAGCCGCAGGUCCAACGCUUACACUUGUUUGGGAACAAACUGCGUGACCACGGAGUGCUGACCCUCUUGAGUGGUGUAGCGGAGCUGCAGGAUCAAACUGCAGCAGCUGCCGCAGCCAUCUACCAGAUGCUGCCUUUCCCAUUAGAGCAAAAUGCUCUGCUGCAGCUCCCCACCGGCUGGAGCUCUUUUAGGGCUUUUACGCUUCUGGAACUGGAUAUCGGUGGAAAUGGCCUCGGCAGCGAUGGGGUCAAGGUUUUAGCAUCAUACAUGAGAUCCCACUCACAGCUGCAGUACCUGGGGCUGGCACAAACAGAUAGCGCUGAUCUGUCUGCGUGGAAGGAACUUUUCGACAGCCUGAAAGGCAACAACUCUCUGACUCAGAUCAUCUUAGAUGAGAACAAUCUGGGGGACCCCGGAGUCAGGCUGCUGGCAGACAUGUUGAAAGAGAACACGAGUCUGCAGCAGGUGGACCUCGACAGGAACGGCAUCAGCGAUGUGGGAGGAAAUGACAUCAUGGGGGCGCUGCUCUGCAGGACUCAGGUAUCCCUGACAUAUCUUAGCCUUGAUGAGAACACCAUAAGUGAAGGAUUGAUGAGCAGAAUACAGGAGCAAAUAAAACCUGCAAGAAUGACUGAGUAA